This is a messenger RNA of Rhodotorula graminis WP1, 1110 nucleotides long. RefSeq lists its product as uncharacterized. NCBI's taxonomy places the organism in Eukaryota, Fungi, Basidiomycota, Microbotryomycetes, Sporidiobolales, Sporidiobolaceae. The transcript has 8 exons. Bases 1 to 1110 code for a protein of 369 amino acids. The record is from RefSeq and is a predicted model, not a curated record.
AUGGCGGACCCGAACCCGCCCGGCGCGCCCAACAUCGACCCUAUCACCGGGCCUGUCAUACUGGGCCAAGUCGCCGCCGUCAUGAUGUACGGCGUCCUCCUGUCCGAGUUCUCGUCGUACCUGCACUCGCCGGCCUGGCGGCGAAGCGGUCGGGGAAUGAGGUGGAUCAUUUGCGGCAUUGUCCUCAGUGUCACGGCGUCCGUCGGCCUGGCGAUCCACGACAUCUUCUUCUACGGCACGCUGCCGACCGACGACCUCCAGUUCAUCCUGCAUGGCACCGAUUCGCAGGCCAUCGAGCCCAUACUCGCCGGCGUCAUCGCGUUCUCGGUCCACCUGGUCCUCAUUCAGCGGGUCCUCAGCAUCCUCCCGUCGCGCUGGGUCCGCUGGACUUUUGGCGCGCUCGUCGGCACGGGCGCGCUCCUCGGCCUCCUCGCGUCCUGCAUGUACGGCGCUAUCGGCGUCUUGUACCACAAUUACGACUUCACCGGGUGGCCUUGGCAGUGGGAACGGUGGUUCAGCCUGUGGCUGUGGAGCGUCGCGGCGGUCGACGUCCUCGUCACGAGCGUCUACGUCUGGGCCCUCUGCAAGCGCCUCAGCGGCGGCACCCAGCUUCGCCAGUCGGUGCUGCGCCUCCUCGUGCUCGCUGCAGUCCGUACGGCGAUGUACACAGCGGUGCUCGCCGUCGUUGCAGCCGUUCUCGGCGAGAUUUGGGGCAUCAACGACCCAUACCGCAACUUUAUCUGCUACGCAUUCUGGGAGCCUCUGCCGCCGCUCUAUGCACUCAGCCUCUUCACGACGCUCUCGGUCGCCGACAACGUCGUCGCCCGUCUCGGCGACCCGACCCUGCGCAAGCACGACCGAGCCGAGUCGGUCCUGCCUCGCUUCGCCGGUUUCGGCACGGGCGGCAGCAGGAGCAUCAGCUUCGGGGCGACGAGCUGGGUCGCAGAGCGGCAGCAGGAGAAUGGCGGCGAGGAGAGCCGGAGCGCAGAUGGAGGCGGCGGCAAGUCGGAAGGGCAGCUCGAGCCGGGCGCGUCGCUGGUUCGGCCGCACUCGGGCGUUUUUGUGCAGGUCGAGAUGAUAGAGCACGACGAGCGUGACUCUCCCGUGUAG